Molecule: messenger RNA, 830 nt
Organism: Trichoderma harzianum CBS 226.95
Lineage: Eukaryota; Fungi; Ascomycota; Sordariomycetes; Hypocreales; Hypocreaceae
Exons: 2
Coding region: 117-620 (167 amino acids)
Source: RefSeq, a predicted model, not a curated record
AUAUUUGUUUCCCCACAUGCCAAUCUCUUCGGUUUAUAAGACAAACCAUGUGCGCUAUCUCUGUUCUAUGUUAGCCUCAUCGAGCUGCUUCACUUCGAGUGAUUAGUUAUUUCGCCAUGCAAGAACAGGAACAGUCCAGACGCCCCGACACUACGCGCGACCAGAGACGCGAUGCCCAGCUAAUGCGUCGCCUGGGCUACACUCAGUCUGCCAUCAGUGCCGAGCUGGGCCUGUCACUGGGCCAGGUCCAAUAUGCCCUCUCGCAUACAGAGACGCCAAUCACUCGGCCCGGCAGGCCUAGCAAGCUGACGGAAGCGCAGAUCCAAGAGCUCAAGGCCUUUAUGGCGUCCAAGGACAAUGAGCAGAUGCCCUACGGCAAGAUUGCGCAGGCUCUGGGCUGGGACGUGGGCGAGUACUGCAUCCGCCACACCUUGCGGAAACUGGGCUAUAAGAAACGCACUGCCGGCGGCCGUAGGAAAGUGGGAGCUGUCAAGACGCAGCACAAAGUAUCCGACAUGUCUGCAGAAUCUGCAGAUGAUGCAUCAGCUGCGUCGGAAAAGAACCCUGUCCGCGUCGACGGGGCUGACCUCGGCUCGAUCCGAACAGGGACGGACUCGUGAUCUGAGAUGCUGACGUGGGCAAGCACUUUUCUAUCUCGAGAUCUCCAGACGCCUUUUCCCUCGGCCCGUUUCCCUCUUGGCCCCGCGUUUUUGCUCAGCCCUGAUGUUAGUUGGGUGAGGCGAAUCAUGUUGGAUCGAACCAGAUUGGGCUCGUUUGGGAAGCAAAAUCCGGGAGGUUUAUUUGGGGGCCUGGGCUAGUCGAUCGUGACG